Messenger RNA from Desarmillaria tabescens, 957 nucleotides. Its product is annotated as actin cortical patch SUR7/pH-response regulator pali. The coding region runs from base 107 to 877 and encodes 256 amino acids. Lineage: Eukaryota; Fungi; Basidiomycota; Agaricomycetes; Agaricales; Physalacriaceae. The record is from RefSeq and is a predicted model, not a curated record. Gene Ontology annotation, cellular component: cell cortex of cell tip; plasma membrane. The transcript has 7 exons. Gene Ontology annotation, biological process: fungal-type cell wall organization.
CAGGUCGUGCUCUUUUUCACUGACGUCGUUGGUUAGUCGAGGCAGCGUUACGGCGCGGGGGUUACUCUUCUCUUUUCUCUUUCUCUUUUCUUCUCUCUCUGCAACGAUGCGUGGCGAAAUAUUUGUCGGCUUCGCUAGCCUUUUAUCAUUUGCUGCUCUGAUUCUGUUAAUCUUUGUCAAUGUCGGUCAAAUCAACACAUCUGCCGUUCCUCGCGAAUUAUAUUUGGCAAAAGUCAAUGUCUCCCAGUACGGGCAAUCCCUUCAAACCGCCCUGCUUGACCCGAUCUACGGGCUUUACACCGACAAUGCCUCUGAACCCCUACUCGAAUCCCUCGGCCUACGCCAAUACUAUCAAUUCGGGCUCUAUUCCCACUGUGGUUACGUUGCUGCCAAUGAGGGCAUCUGCUCCAACCAUUCUGCUGCAUACGAAUACCGACCUUACGAUAUCAUCACGAACGACAUGACAGCCAACUACAGUGCUAUCACCCAGGCUGUUGUUGAAGGUACCACUUUCCAAAAUUCAAAAUACCUUGCCCAGCCCACCAAAUCUGCGUAUUACUUGAUCAUCAUUGGCACAGUCACCACGGCAGUUGCCUUGCUCACUGGUAUAAUCAAGCAGGCUUUCACCUUUUUCAUUUCGACCGUCUUGGCUGCUCUAAGCACCAUCUUUAUUCUUUGUGGUGCUGCAAUAUGGACGGCCAUGAUUAACAAGUCUGCUACUAUCAACAACUUGCUCAUCGGUGGCACCUCCGAUCCAGUGUUGGUUGGCAUUGAUGUCUCCGUGGGCCCAGUGCUCUACUUACUCUGGGCUGCGUUCGCUUGUCUUUUUGUCUCCAUAAUACCCUACAUGAUAACGUGUUGCACAUACCGUGGAUAAUCGAUGAUUGCUGGCCAUCAUCGAGGGUACUAGGCGUAGCCACUUAUUUGAGCCUAUGCUCAUGGACUGAGUUCUGUCGU